Molecule: messenger RNA, 2678 nt
Organism: Boeremia exigua
Lineage: Eukaryota; Fungi; Ascomycota; Dothideomycetes; Pleosporales; Didymellaceae
Product: major facilitator superfamily domain-containing protein
Exons: 2
Coding region: 479-2377 (632 amino acids)
Biological process (GO): transmembrane transport
Cellular component (GO): fungal-type vacuole membrane
Molecular function (GO): transmembrane transporter activity
Source: RefSeq, a predicted model, not a curated record
CUCCUAUCAAUUCUGAGAGCUCGCGUGCUCACAGCCUGUUAGCGGUGAUUUUCAGACACCAUACGCCGCUGCCAGAACCUGCACGGGUGGAGUUGCGGUGUGGGUCACAGAUGGCUCUUUCGGGGAAACGACUUGGGGCACACCACUUAGCCUGUCCAAUCACGAGCAUUGCUACAAAUUGCUAUCGACCAUCUCACGACACGACAUCCACGACGCAGUUUCGCGACAGCAGAAGCGCCGUCUGCACAUACUAAGCACGGCAACAGUACUGCAUCGAGAAGAGGGGAAGGUCCCCGCGAUGGGUCUUGACGCGUGACCUUGCGAUCCAGAGUCCAGACCCUGCCUGCGCACGAGGCAAGUGCUCAAUUUUAACCCAAGCAGCCGCUUCUUAAGUCUCCCACUGCGAACUUUCAACAAACCUAAACCACACCUCCUUUUUAGCCUGCAGCUGUGCCCGGGAAGCUCGUUGCUGCUCUUAAUGUCAUUGAUUCAGCAUGUCACGCAGCAAGAGGGUACUGACCGAGAGGAGGCGCUCGUGGACCUGUUCUUGUCGCCGGUAGACCGGCUGGAGAACCGAGAGCAAGCAUCGGAACGUCGGCUCUCUAUACAAAGCCAAUACUCCAACGCAGGCUUCUUGUUUGCAGGCAAAUCGGUCAGGCGUGUUAUCAGCUACGAUGCGCUUCACAGGCCGCUGGAACCAGCUGCAGGAGACACUGACGGCGGUGUGACACAGUACACUGUGUCAACCUUUAAACGAGCCGCGCAAGUCUUUGCAGUCGUCCUGGCCUGCUGGUUUGCCAGCGGCAUCGUCUUCGGUUUUGCAGCGCUCAAGCCGAUCCUGGUCAAGGAAGGCGUCUUCAGAGACCUUUGCACGCAAGAAGAGCUCGACGAGGAUGUCGAGGUCUGCUACGAGCAAGGUCUGCGCCUCAAUCUUUCCUUCUCACUUGCAUCCACCACAGCCAAUGUAUCUGCUCUUCUCGUUGGAACGAUGCUUGAUCGUUAUGGUCCAAAAGUUUGCUAUCUUAUUGGUUCGGCUUGCCUUGCUGCUGGCAGCAUCAUAAUGAGCAUCGCCUUCCAGACCGCCGCAUAUGACGGCUACACAAUUGGAAACUUCUUCCUCGCGCUUGGAGGCACAUUCGUGUUCUUGCCGUCUUUCCAGAUUGCUAAUGCGUUCCCCAAGUACGGCGGCACCAUCGUGGCGCUCGUCACUGGUGCUUUUGAUGCGUCUGCAGCUGUCUAUCUGUUCUACAGACUUGCAUAUGAGGCGACUGACGGGGCCUUCAAGCCUCACAAGUUCUUCCUUUUCUACCUCAUUGUCCCAGUAGCAAUUGUCAUUGCGCAGCUGACUUUCUUGCCGACCGAGAACUACAAGACUGCGCCUCAGCUGGAGCUGAAGAUCCAGCGUGCUGCAGGGAACCAGCGAGACGUUCACACUUCGGAUGAGGACCUCGCCGAUGAUGAGAUUUGGAGGCGCAGGAAGGCUCGCAGCGCCCGCCGCCGCAAGCGCCUGAGCAAGCUAGACGAGCUCGUCGGUGAUGAGAUUACGCGCAAGAAGCAGGAAGAGAAGCACGAGCAGCAUCUCGAAGCGUCGGGAGUCUGGGGUGCUCUGCACAACAAGACUGCCGCCGAGCAGAUGCUCACGCCGUGGUUCACGCUGCUAGCUCUUCUUACCGUUGUGCAGAUGGUCCGUAUGAACUACUUCAUCGCCUCCAUUCGCGAUCAGUACACAUACAUGUUGGACUCUGUUGACCUUGCUGCUCGCGUCAACGACUUCUUCGACUGGGCGCUUCCCCUUGGUGGUGUACUUAGCACACCCUUCCUCGGCAUGCUCCUCGACAACGUCAGCACGCCCGGCGUGCUCCUCCUCAUCGUCAUCAUUGCCACUGCGAUUGGUAUCGUUGGCUCCAUCGGCACGCUCUGGGCCGGCUACACCAACGUCCUCCUCUUCGUCGUGAUGCGCCCGCUGUACUACUCCGCCAUGUCCGACUACGCCACCAAGGUCUUUGGCUUCGCGACCUUUGGCCGCGUCUACGGCACCAUCAUCUGCUUCUCCGGCAUGGUCAACCUGUCGCAGACCGGCAUCGACGCGCUCAACAAGACGACCUUUGGCGGCAACCCGAUCCCGGUCAACGCGUUCCUCGCGGGCCUCACCUUUGUCAUUGGCUCCACCCUUGUGGUUUAUGUCGCUGUGCAGAUGUACCGCAUGCGCCGUAAGCUCGACCAGGAGGAUGCCAUGACCGUCACCAACACGGACGUUGGCAGCAUCAUGGAGAGCCUGCUCGAGGAGGACGAGCCGCGUGAUUACGGCAGCGUGGCGCCCGCCCGUAGCCACAGGGAUUACGAGCAGCCUGCCCGCGUCUCGCGCGAGUACGUCUAGCAGCCUUAAGGGGGUAGACGCGUGUUGUUUCUGUUCCUUACCUUUCUUUAACGAUUCAGCGAUGUCAGACGCCCCCUAAUUCCGCACGUCCUGUGUUUUUUCAAAAGCGUGUAAUUAUGUAGCCCUCUCCUUCCAGCCUCUGUUUUUUCUUGCAAGCCCGGCGUCUGCCGUUCCAGCACGCAUCCCGCAUCAUGAGCGUCUUUUGCAUUGCAUGAGCAUAGCGAGUCCCUUACGACGUGUAUGUCUGUAUGUAUGUCUUGUAGCUUGAUAGCGAUUUGAAUGGCAUGUUUCUGAGACACCC